Molecule: messenger RNA, 1173 nt
Organism: Seminavis robusta
Lineage: Eukaryota; Bacillariophyta; Bacillariophyceae; Naviculales; Naviculaceae
Source: the annotation of a GenBank genome assembly
AUGACCAAGACUAAAGCCGCUCCGACCAGCCGUAGCAGAGCUGAAAUUGCUGCACUGGUUCAGCAACGUGUGAACGAACGAGAGGCGUGGCUGGUGGAUGGCGAGCCCCAAGGGAAAAAGAGUCUGUUGAAAGAGGCCAACCAAUUCGUAGGGGAUGUCGCGCCCAAACUGGCUCUGUUUCGGCCUCCUUCCCAGGCAUUUCUCGAUGAGCAUUUUCCAGUCCAAUACUUUGACUAUGAAAAGUGGGAGCAGCUGCGGCACCCUCCACUGGAAAAAAUCCAAGUGACUUGGAUGAGCCAUGCUUCUGUGCUGUUUCAGAUUCAAGGAUGUUCCGUAUUGGCUGAUCCCGUCUUUUCGCAACGUUGUGCUCCCACUCAGUGGAAUGGACCCAAACGGUAUCGAUCUCCUCCCUGCACCAUUGCUGAGUUGUGCCAUCACUUGCUCAUUGAUGUGGUGAUCAUUUCCCACAAUCACUAUGAUCACUUGGAUUUUGCCAGUGUGAGAGAUAUUCACAAAUUCUCACCAGCGACGACGUUUGUGGUUCCAUUGGGAUUGAAGCUGUGGUUUCACAAAAAGAUAUCCAAGCACGCUCUGGUGCAAGAGCUGGAUUGGAAUGAACACUAUGAUUACAACUACAACCCCGCUGGGUCCAGUGCCAUUGGUGCUACAAGGCAGUCGUUACGCAUUACCAGCGUCCCCAUGAGGCAUUGGUCCAGUCGGCUUGGAGUGGACCGAGAUAAGACACUCUGGUGUGGAUACAGUAUGGCCACUCAUAGCGAUGACGAUGAUGAUCAAAAGGCUCCAACAGCUGUUCCAACGCAAAAGGCUCUCUUCCCUGGGGACACUGCCUGGUUUGAUAGUAUGCAGGAAUUGGUGGGUGAAGCAUAUGGUCCAUUUGAUGUUGCUGCUAUUCCUAUUGGUGCCUAUGAACCACGAGGCUUUAUGAAACACAAUCACAUCAAUGUGGAGGAAGCUGUCAAAAUGAUGGAUGCUUGCCGUGCUGUCAAUGCUGUGCCAAUUCACUGGGGAACCUUCCCGUUGACGAUAGAACCCGUAUUGGAACCUCGGGAGCGAUUGGAGUCACUCAUGAAGGACCGUGUUGCUCCUGGAUCCUUUGGAUCCUGGUUGAUUGGUGAAACCAAGCAGUUUAGUGCUGGCAGAGGUGCGGUGUAG